Messenger RNA from Penicillium vulpinum, 810 nucleotides. Its product is annotated as SDR family NAD(P)-dependent oxidoreductase. The transcript has 4 exons. Lineage: Eukaryota; Fungi; Ascomycota; Eurotiomycetes; Eurotiales; Aspergillaceae. The record is from RefSeq and is a predicted model, not a curated record. The coding region runs from base 1 to 810 and encodes 269 amino acids. Gene Ontology annotation, molecular function: oxidoreductase activity, acting on the CH-OH group of donors, NAD or NADP as acceptor.
AUGCCGCAAUCGUCUCGCUUGCAAGACAAAGUAGCUAUCGUCACUGGGUCCUCAUCUGGCCUAGGACGAGCAAUCGCCAUACUCUAUGCCCAAGAGGGUGCAAAAGUGGUUUGCGCUGAUCUGACACCAACUGCUCGAUCCCAGGAGGAGGCUGCUAUCACGACGCAUGAAUUGAUUCUCAGGGAUGGUGGACAGGCGAGUUUUGUUCAGACGGAUGUCGGGGACGCAGCGCAAAUGGAGAACUUAGUCGCGAUCGCUGUGACACAAUAUCGACGACUGGACAUUCUAGUUAACAAUGCUGGGAUCAGCAUCGAGGCACGGACGCCUGCUGUACUGCAUCUGACUGAUGAGUCAACCUGGGAUACCACAAUGCGUGUCAACACCAAGUCUGUGUUCCUGGGUUGCAAGUAUGCUCUUACUCAGAUGCUAGCGCAAGAGCCUCAUUCUUCCGGAGAUCGGGGCUGGAUCGUCAAUAUCUCUUCUAUUAUGGGUAUGAUUGGUGGGCCCGAGAAUCCAUCGUAUUGUGCAUCGAAAGGUGCUGUGAGUAAUCUCACGAAGCAGAUGGCUCUGGACUAUGCCCCUCAUAACAUUCAUAUUAAUGCCAUUUGUCCUGGCUACACUCAAACGGCUAUCUUCAAGGAGACAAUUACUAAUCUGACGCCUUGGGAAGACCUGAAAAGGCGUCAUCCGCUGAAAGGACCCGGAAUGCCAGAGGAUAUUGCUCGUAUAGCUGUUGUGUUGGCAAGUGACGAUGCCAGCUGGGUGACUGGGGUUUGCCUUCCAGUUGAUGGCGGAUAUACUGCUCGUUAA